CGCACCACUAGGCUGACCCAGUUACAUACAAAACCUUUGUCUCCUAUCACAUCUGAUCUUUUGCAGGCUUAUGAACGAGACAACAUGGCGCAAGCACCGCAAGUACAAGUCUAUGAACAUGAUGAUGCCUGGGACACCAACUGGCUGAGGGUUGAUGAAACACACGAACUUUACUAUGAGCAGUACGGCAAACAAGAUGGGAAAGCAGUCAUCUAUCUACACGGAGGACCCGGGGGUCACAUAUCAAAGGGGAAUACUGCAUUCUUCAACCCCAGGUACUAUCGGGUAGUAUUGCUUGAUCAGCGAGGAUGCGGGAAGUCUCGACCAAAUGCCAGCACCAUUAACAACACGACCUGGCAUCUUGUCUCUGAUAUUGAAGCUCUUAGAGAACACCUUGGUAUUGCCAAGUGGCAUGUGGUCUUUGGAGGCUCCUGGGGCUCAACAUUGGCCCUCGCGUACGCUCAAACGCAUCCGUCGUCCGUGAGUUCUCUGGUGCUGCGCGGUAUCUUCGCAGUCCGACAGCUCGAGCUGAAGUGGACCAUGGAACCAGGAGGAGCAAGCAUACUCUUUCCCGAUCUCUUCGAAGAGUUUAUCAACUUUCUCCCCGAAGAGGAACGAAUCGACCAUGUAGCCUCUUAUCACAAGCGUUUGAUGUCCGAGGAUGAGAGUGUGAGUCACCCUGCUGCGAGGGCGUGGAACAAAUGGGAAGUUUCUAUCAGCACCCUGUAUCCGAAUGUCAGAGGUCUGGCCCAGCUCGAUGAUGCGUCUUACAAUCUGGCACACGCGAGGACGGAAGCUCAUUACUUCCAAAAUCAGGCUUGGCUGGAAGAAGGGCAGUUGCUAAGGAAAGAGAACAUCGAUAAAAUCCGCCACAUCCCUACGACUAUUGUACAAGGCCGUUACGAUGUGGUUUGUCCGCCUACUACUGCAUGGGAGCUGCAUAAGGCGUUUCCGGAAUCUAAGUUACACUGGGUGUCCGAUGCUGGACACAGCGCAACAGAGCCGGGAACACAGAAGAAGCUCAUCGAGACAUGCGAGGAGUAUGCGAAACUAUCAUUCACAUAAACCUUAGUCGAAACAACGAACCGGACCGGUUGCACCCGAGAAAGCGGGUCCGAUAACUA
Boeremia exigua is the source of this 1124-nucleotide messenger RNA. Its product is annotated as Alpha/Beta hydrolase protein. Gene Ontology annotation, biological process: proteolysis. Lineage: Eukaryota; Fungi; Ascomycota; Dothideomycetes; Pleosporales; Didymellaceae. The coding region runs from base 85 to 1065 and encodes 326 amino acids. The record is from RefSeq and is a predicted model, not a curated record. Gene Ontology annotation, molecular function: aminopeptidase activity. Gene Ontology annotation, cellular component: cytoplasm. The transcript has 5 exons.